This is a messenger RNA of Sodiomyces alkalinus F11, 2103 nucleotides long. RefSeq lists its product as hypothetical. The coding region runs from base 50 to 1825 and encodes 591 amino acids. The transcript has 6 exons. Gene Ontology annotation, molecular function: mRNA binding; zinc ion binding. The record is from RefSeq and is a predicted model, not a curated record. Lineage: Eukaryota; Fungi; Ascomycota; Sordariomycetes; Glomerellales; Plectosphaerellaceae. Gene Ontology annotation, cellular component: nucleus. Gene Ontology annotation, biological process: regulation of mRNA splicing, via spliceosome.
CAACGCUGGGCUCCUUCCAUCAACAACACACGCUCCCACAUCACUCACCAUGUCGUGGAGAAACCAGGGCAUCACAGGAUCGAACAACAUACCGUUGGGCAGCCGGCGCCGCUUCAACGCAGAAGAUGAGGUUGACGGUGUGCCAAAUGGCGACUCUGACCUCAAGCGUGGCCGAAGUCCUGAGCCUCGUGCCGAGAGCGAUGAACCACGUCGGCGAAAGAAGAGAAAUCGAUGGGGCGAUGCUGCUGAAAACAAGGCUGCUGGCCUGAUGGGCCUGCCGACGGCUAUAUCUGCCAACAUGACCAGUGAACAGCUCGAGGCGUACACGUUGCAUCUACGAAUUGAGGAGAUUAGCCAGAAGCUUCGCAUCGACGAUGUCGUCCCAGCUGAUGGAGACAGGUCCCCCUCACCUCCACCCCAGUACGACAACCAUGGUCGACGUAUCAACACGCGCGAAUACCGUUAUCGAAAGCGCCUUGAAGACGAGCGCCACAAGCUCAUCGAAAAGGCGAUGAAAACGAUUCCUAACUACCACCCGCCCCAGGAUUAUCGUAGACCCACUAAGACCCAGGAGAAGGUCUAUGUGCCUGUGAACGACUAUCCAGAGAUUAACUUCAUUGGCUUACUCAUCGGCCCUCGUGGCAACACUCUGAAGAAGAUGGAAACCGAAUCGGGCGCCAAGAUCGCUAUCCGAGGAAAGGGAUCGGUCAAAGAGGGCAAGGGCCGUUCAGACGCUGCCCACUCUAGCAACCAGGAAGAAGAUCUGCACUGCCUCAUCAUGGCCGACACGGAAGACAAGGUCAACAAGGCCAAGAAGCUGAUCCACAACGUCAUUGAAACAGCGGCUUCCAUCCCUGAGGGUCAGAACGAGCUCAAGCGCAACCAGCUUCGAGAACUCGCAGCUCUGAACGGCACCCUACGUGAUGACGAGAAUCAAGCUUGCCAGAAUUGCGGGCAGAUUGGACACCGCAAGUACGAUUGCCCGGAAAGACAGAACUACACGGCGAGCAUUAUUUGCCGGGUCUGCGGCAAUGCAGGCCACAUGGCCAGGGACUGUCCGGACCGACAGCGCGGAGCCAGUUGGCGCAAUGAUGGACCCCCACGCACCGCCGGGCGCAUCGGUGGCGGCGAUGCUGUUGAUCGCGAGUAUGAGCAACUUAUGCAAGAACUCGGCGGCGGUUCAUCUAACGGUGGACCCCCUGCCCGUAUCGAGGCUGGGCCAGGCUCAGGCUCUCCUACCAGCGCUAGCAAUGACCAACGAAGCGACGCUAGACCCUGGCAGCGAGGACCGACUGGUGGCCCAGCACCGUGGCGUGUGCGUAACAACGACUCGAAUCAUGAAGGAGGAGGAGCAGGAGCAGGAGCAGGAGCAGGAGCAGGAGCAGCAGGAGGAGGAGGCUCCAGCGCGCCAUGGUCUCGCGAUAGAAAUCGCGGCAACGAUGAACACAGGGGAGGCGAUACCUACUAUGGCGGCGGUAGCACCGCUGCGGUCAGCCAGGCCCCACCUGCUGCUGCUCCCUGGCAUCAACCUCCGGGAAUGCAGAACGGCUAUGGCGGCUAUCCUGGCUUCUCCGGCUACGGCGGCGCCCCCCCUGGCCCCCCUGCCCCUCCUGGGAUGAACGGCCCCCCUCCUGGACUCCCCCCUCCGCCUGGCGCGCCUGGCCUUGGCGCUCCCCCAAGCAUGCCCGGAAGCGUCAAUGCACUUAUCCAGCAGUAUGCAGGAGGUGUUGGUGGUCCUCCGCCCCCGCCCCCUCCUCCAUCGGACAACGCCCCUCCCCCGCCUCCAAGCGACCAACCCCCUCCCCCUCCGCCACCAGGGGCAUGAACGAGCUUUGGCGCCUUCACGGCGUUCGGGGUUGCGUGACGUCCAAUUUUGGCUUCCAUACGGCUGACCUCGAGGAAUUUCGUCGACAAUAUCGGCGCUCUGAUACGUAGGAACCGAAUAAUUAUCCUCUUCGACUUCUAACGUGGGGAGACAUAGCUCUCGGCCCUGAACGGAACCAGGGGAGAGCUGGUAUGGGGACGGUGGUUCCCCCCCGGCAAACUGAUAACCUUGUUUUCUUUUUGUAUUCUUAGGUAGACUGACCAAAGCACUCUAACCCG